Messenger RNA from Coregonus sp. 'balchen', 15996 nucleotides. The record is from the annotation of a GenBank genome assembly. Lineage: Eukaryota; Metazoa; Chordata; Actinopteri; Salmoniformes; Salmonidae.
AUGGAUAACGAUCAAGUACAAGAUGACAGCGGCACCGUCCCUUUUAUUUCCAUGACAGUGGACACUGCACAGUAACACCCCCCCCCCCCCCCCCCCCCCCCCCCCAAACCCCAAAACACUGCCCCCCCCAACUACUUAAUUUACACACCAGAUUGCACACCAUCCCUCCACCCCCCCCAAUGCCCAGCCCACCCCUUGCCCAGACUGUCCAUCCACUCCUCCUGCCCCCUUUCAGACCUCCAGUCAGACCCACCGUAUGGUAAUUGAUCAAAGAGACUCCGGGAAUCAAAUGAGCUGGAAGGACAUCAAGCAGCCGGUCUCUGUCCCCUAGCCUCCCCCAGCCUUGGGGAGUGCGGCUGGGCUAACGCUGGGCUCUGUGCCUCUCUACCCCCUCCUCCACCCCCAGAUCCCCCAUCCUUCCCCGUCUCCAGGCCUGGCCCUAUAAAAGCCUGGUUAAUGAAGCAUUACACUAACUGGCAGAUGUCCUGUAUUGUGACACGGCUACAAAAAACAAUAUGGCUGCAUCUUGCAUAUUAGCAUGACAAAAGGGGGUGCACUAGGGGAUGACAUGUUUUGACUACUUUUUCUCUAGGCUACUUUUUUUUUCUUUCUUGGGUACACUUCUUUUUUGGGCUUGAUUUUUUAUUGCAAGAGUUGCUUGCCUUGUGUUUCCUAGUGAGCUAUCGCUGGUCGAGUUGCUGUCAUAGACAGUUGGGGUGUUGGGCAACUUGUUGCUCAGUGUCACCUCCUGUCACAUUGGUUUGCAUCAGGUCAGGUGUUUUCUCAUACCAUCUGCAGACUGGAGACUAGAUAUUAAUGUCAGUCUGAUUGUUUGACAUUUUCUCCAGUCCUACAAACUAUUCACUGUUAUCAAAAACUAAAAUGUAUUAACUCUUGACAAGCAACUGCAUCAUUCAUCUUCACCUGCAUCAUCUGCUACUGUAUGACUGUUAUGAAUGAACUGAAGCAGGGAAGAGGAGAUGGAGUGCCAAGGGGGGCAUGGUUGUUGUUUGUCCUCAAGUCACACUUUUGAGAUAAUUGGGGUUUUGUAGAAAAUGCUGUUGAAAGGAAACAUGUCGCAAAUGGCUAUUUAAAGCAAACAGAGAGGAACUCAUUGGGGUGAUGCCAUUGUGUCAACCCCCUAAAUAACUGCCUCUGCCCCUGUCUGUUGGCCUGCUAGGUUAUGGAUGGACGGAUAUGCAAAAAAUAAGGCCUGUUUACUGUCUCUGGCUGGCCUGCGCAGGGGACCCUCACACACACCACAACGCGCACACACACACACACACACACACACACACACACAGAGAGACUCUGCCCUGUCUCUUCUCUCACACACAGACACACAUACAGGGUCCUGUCCCUAUUCCGUGCAGAGGCACCAGCCCCCUCCCCUCAGCCCUGGUCAGCCCCGCGCCGUUUGGAAAUGUUUUCUGCUUGAGUGUGCAGACCAUUGUUUCACCUCUUUUAAUCACUCACCAGCUGCUAGGGUCAGAGAAUGGAGCCCCACGCGGGCCCAGGUCCAUGUCACUUGUGAGGUCUUGGCGACGGGUUUCGGGGGGGGGGGGGGGGGGGGGGGGGGGGGGGGCGCACCGCCGCCUGCUGCAACCCCAGCAGCAGGCCGAUUCAUGUCGCAACUGUGAGAGAGACCCUCUUUCUCUCCCUCUCUCUUUCUUUUUUAAUCUUCCCCCAUCUCUCUGUCUCUAUCACUCAAACAGCCCCCACCGCCACUAUCACCCUCAGUUCAGACCUUAUGUUGUUGUGCAAGUUCCACCAGAGAGAGGAAAUGGCCGUUGAGCCCUUUCAGUUUAGCCCUUCUCUCAGACUCUUUCUUUCUUUCUCUCUUGCUCUCUUUUUUACCUUUCUUUCUCUCUCCCUGGACUGAGUGCUUGUGGGCAUUAGGGCCACUGUGGGACCGUUCCUGGCUGCAGCUUGAAAGAGUGGAUCAAAACCUCCUCAUCUCCAGUCAAGCCAGCUGCAGGGAGAGAGGGAGGAAAGCAGAGAGAAGCCCACCACCAACAGAUUAAGGCUGCACCCUAUUCCCUAUGUAGUGCACUACUUUUGACCAGGGCCCACAGAUCAGAACUACACCCUCACAGCAACAUGUCUUUCCUGCUCUGCUCUCCCUCCGCAGUCGUGUCAGUUAUCAACAUCUGCCACACUAAGGCUUUAAAGGGACACGUUCUCUUUUUUUUCCUAGUCGACAGGCUGCUGCACUGCAUACAAGGCCUCAGUGAUUUUCGCUUCACUCUGUGGGAAUUUUCAUUUAGGUUUUCAGUGUUCUGAGGCCCGUUGGCUGAUUUAGAAGAGAAGUAAAUUAUGUUUCUUAAAGAAUGUUGCUCUUACUAUCGUUACCUUCCAGUUUACAGUGAUGUGCAUACUGUACACACAUGAUGAUGAAGAUAGUGAAUUGGUCUCCAGUGGCGCAGUGGUCUAAGGCACUGCAUCUCAGUGCUUGAGGCGUCACUACAGACCCCCUGGUUCCAUUCCAGGCUGUAUCACAACCGGCCGUGAUUGGGAGUCCAAUAGGGCGGCGCACAAUUGGCCCAGCGUCGUCUGGGUUUGGCCGGUGUAGGCCGUCAUUGUAAAUAAGAAUUUGUUCUUAACUGACUUGCCUAGUUAAAUAAAGGUCAAAUAAAAAAUUGCAUUAGUAUUGGGGGAUCCAUCCAACACCAAUGUGUAGCAACCAAACACAGAUUUUAAAAUGUGUCUUGUAUCCGUAAAGUGACGACAAACUGUCAGAGUGUCCAUGUGUCAUGUUGUACCUGUUAAGACUGUGUUGGAGUGUCCAUGUGUCAUGUUGUACCUGUUAAGACUGUGUUGGAGUGUCCAUGUGUCAUGUUGUACCUGUUAAGACUGUGUUGGAGUGUCCAUGUGUCAUGUUGUACCUGUUAAGACUGUGUUGGAGUGUCCAUGUGUCAUGUUGUACCUGUUAAGACUGUGUUGGAGUGUCCAUGUGUCAUGUUGUACCUGUUAAUACUGUGUUGGAGUGUCCAUGUGUCAUGUUGUACCUGUUAAUACUGUGUUGGAGUGUCCAUGUGUCAUGUUAAGUCUGUGUCCAUGUGUCCAUGUGUCAUGUUAAGACUGUGUUGGAGUGUCCAUGUGUCAUGUUAAGUCUGUGUCCAUGUGUCCAUGUGUCAUGUUGUACCUGUUAAGACUGUAGCUGUUUUCGAAUACCCAUACUAACAUACUGUAUACUACAUACUUAAUGAGUAUAUAAUACACACUAUAUACUAUUAGUUAAUUUUAGUAUACUGUAAACCAACGGUAUCCUUUCUGUUGAGUGUACUAGCGCGUCAACCGUCUACCAGAAGUUGAUACUGUUGCUAUGCAACUUCUUGCUAGCUUGUUAGGAUAGCAAACAAAUUACUAUCUAGACAUCUUACGACUUCAUUAACAAUGUCCAUUGAGAAUGCACAACGACUAUACCACUUAGCUAAGCUAAGAAUAACGUGAAUAAUCAAGUCAAUAAACGUUGGGUAGUUAGUUAGAUAGCAUAUAUGUCAUGUCUCCUCCCGUUGCUCCCCUCCGGCGCUCUGAUUCGCCGGUCUACUGAGCCACCGGUCUGAGCGCACCACCUCGGCAACACCGGAAUGGAAACCCAACGCACCCUAAUCACCUCCAGCGCACCUGAACCUCAUCAUCUCAUCACCACCCCUAUAUAGCCCUGGACUGUUCAGUGUUGUGUUGUGUGUGAUUGUUAGUGUCUUGUCGUGUACUCGCUCUUUGUUGUUCUCUUGCUCAGUGUUAAGUAAACCUUUACAUUGUUCAGUCUUGCGUCUGCGUCCUGCCUCUUCGUAUCCUCAGUACUCGUCACAAUAUAGUUAAUAUACUGGCAAGUUCGAUGUAUUAGUAGCCAACUAACGUUAGGUAGCUAGCUAACAUACCGGUACAUACAAGCAACUGCUGUAAUGAUAUGCUAUGCGAUUCGUAAGGCUAGCGUAGCUAACAAAUUGUCAGCCAACAGAACGUGUAACGUAACUUAUUUGAAAAGUCAUUACUUUAUUACAUUGCUCAACAUUUUCUUAAUAUUUGUCAUAAUUAGUUAAAGCAAUUAAUUUGUAUCCGCUCUCGUCAGACUUCCGCUGUAUAUUUCCCGCCAUUUUCUUUAAAUCUGAAAAUGUUGUGAAACGACGCCCAUUUUCUGAAGAAUUGCAUUAUGGGCCCUAAAAGCACAGAAAUAGCAUCCACUGCUAGUAUACUUCGUAUUUUGGUGAAUGUAGUACGACAUCCGUGAACUUUUUGCAUACUAACUAUAUUCAUACUAUGACCAAUAAGCAUACUACAUUCUCAAAUUAUGUCACAAAUAGGAUGGUUAGUGCUGUUAGUAUGAGCAUUCGAACUCAGCUUGAUGGGUACUGAGGUGUCCCAUGGUGCCCAUGUGUACCUAUUAAUACUUGUGGUUGGAUGUUCCAUGUGUCAUGUUGUAACCUGUUGAUACUGUGUUGGAGUGUCCAUGUGUCAUGUUGUACCAUGUUAAUACUUGUUUGGAGUGGUCCCAUGGGUUCAUGUUGUCAGUUGUACCUAUUAAUACUGUGUUGGAGUGGCUAUGUGUCAUGUUGUACCUAUUAAUACUGUGUUGGAGUGUCCAUGUGUCAUGUUGUACCUAUUAAUACUGUGUUGGAGUGGCCAUGUGUCAUGUUGUACCUGCUAAUACUGUGUUGGAGUGUCCAUGUGUCAUGUUGUACCUGUUAAUACUGUGUUAGAGUGUCCAUGUGUCAUGUUGUACCUGCUAAUACUGUGUUGGAGUGUCCAUGUGUCAUGUUGUACCUGUUAAUACUGUGUUGGAGUGUCCAUGUGUCAUGUUGUACCUGUUAAUACUGUGUUGGAGUGUCCAUGUGUCAUGUUGUACCUGUUAAUACUGUGUUGGAGUGUCCAUGUGUCAUGUUGUACCUGUUAAUACUGUGUUGGUGUCCAUGUGUCAUGUUGUACCUGUUAAGACUGUGUCUGAGUGUCCAUGUGUCAUGUUGUACCUGUUAAUACUGUGUUGGAGUGUCCAUGUGUCAUGUUGUACCUGUUAAUACUGUGUUGGAGUGUCCAUGUGUCAUGUUGUACCUGUUAAGACUGUGUUGGAGUGUCCAUGUGUCAUGUUGUACCUGUUAAGACCGUGUCUGAGUGUCCAUGUGUCAUGUUGUACCUGUUAAUACUGUGUUGGAGUGUCCAUGUGUCAUGUUGUACCUGUUAAUACUGUGUUGGAGUGUCCAUGUGUCAUGUUGUACCUGUUAAUACUGUGUUGGAGUGUCCAUGUGUCAUGUUGUACCUGUUAAGACCGUGUCUGAGUGUCCAUGUGUCAUGUUGUACCUGUUAAGACCGUGUCUGAGUGUCCAUGUGUCAUGUUGUACCUGUUAAUACUGUGUUGGAGUGUCCAUGUGUCAUGUUGUACUGUUAAUACUGUGUUGGAGUGUCCAUGUGUCAUGUUGUACCUGUUAAUACUGUGUUGGAGUGUCCAUGUGUCAUGUUGUACCUGUUAAGACCGUGUCUGAGUGUCCAUGUGUCAUGUUGUACCUGUUAAUACUGUGUUGGAGUGUCCAUGUGUCAUGUUGUACCUGUUAAGACCGUGUCUGAGUGUCCAUGUGUCAUGUUGUACCUGUUAAGACCGUGUCUGAGUGUCCAUGUGUCAUGUUGUACCUGUUAAUACUGUGUUGGAGUGUCCAUGUGUCAUGUUGUACCUGUUAAGACUGUGUUGGAGUGUCCAUGUGUCAUGUUGUCCAAUUUGUAAGUCGCUCUGGAUAAGAGCGUCUGCUAAAUGAUGUAAAUGUAAUGUUGUACAUGUUAAGACUGUGUCUGAGUGUCCAUGUGUGUUGUCCUAACAGGAUAUGAUGUACCAGCUGCUGCAGGGACUGGACUUCCUGCACUCACACCGUGUGGUUCACCGGGACCUGAAACCCCAGAACAUCCUGGUCACCAGCGGAGGACAGAUCAAACUGGCCGAUUUCGGCCUCGCCAGGAUAUACAGCUUUCAGAUGGCCCUGACCUCCGUGGUGAGAACCUUACUGUUAUAAACCUGUUAUAACCUCUUAUAAACUGUCAUAACACCAAGGAUAUACAGCUUUCAGAUGGCUCUGACCUCCGUGGUGAGAACCUUACUGUUAUAAACCUGUUAUAAUAACGUGAAUAAUCAAGUCAAUAAACGUUGGGUAGUUAGUUAGAUAGCAUAUAUAGUCCCGUGUAGCUCAGUUGGUAGAGCAUGGCGCUUGCAACGCCAGGGUUGUGGGUUCGAUUCCCACGGGGGGCCAGUAUGAAAAAUAAAAAUUAUGCACUCACUAACUGUAAGUCGCUCUGGAUAAGAGCGUCUGCUAAAUGACUAAAAUGUAAACUGUUAUAACGAUAUACAGAUUUUAGAUAGAACUGACCUCUGUGGUGAGAACCAUACUUUUAUCAACUAUAACAUAAACUCUUAUAAACACCCAAUACUGAUUAUGUACUGAGUAGAGACUAUGCUUGACCAGGAUAUUAGUGCUGAGUGAUUAGUGCUUUUUGAGGUUGGUUCGGUUUCAGUUCAAUUAUUUAAAAAAGAAUCACGGUUUUCAAUGUCGGUUUCAAUAAUUAUUUUCACAUUAAAUGCGCUAUGCAUUGUGUGCAUUGAAUGCUGUGACAACACAGAAUAAAACAUGUCAUUAAAGUCCCAUGAUGGUAGUGACUGCACAUUACUGCUUAUCGCUUAUUAACCAUCCUAAUACACCGUCUCUGACGCUCGUCGGAUGUGGCAGGGCUCGCAAACUAUUACGAACUACAAAGGGAAACCCAACCAUAGACCCUGUGCCCAAGGAAGUGAAGGUAACCUGCCUAAAUGAUUACCGCCCCAUAGCACUCACGUCGGUAGCCAUGAAGUGUUUUGAAAGGCUAGUCAUGGCUCACAUCAACACCAUUAUCCCGGAUACCCUAGACCCACUCCAAAUCGCAUACCGCCCCAACAGAUCCACAGAUGACGCAAUCUCAAUCGCACUCCACACUGCCCUCUCCCACCUGGACAAAAGGAACACCUACAGUGGGGAGAACAAGUAUUUGAUACACUGCCGAUUUUGCAGGUUUUCCUACUUACAAAGCAUGUAGAGGUCUGUAAUUUUUAUCCAGAAUAUCACAUUGUAUGAUUUUUAAGUAAUUAAUUUGCAUUUUAUUGCAUGACAUAAGUAUUUGAUCACCUACCAACCAGUAAGAAUUCCGGCUCUCACAGACCUGUUAGUUUUUCUUUAAGAAGCCCUCCUGUUCUCCACUCAUUACCUGUAUUAACUGCACCUGUUUUAACUCGUUACCUGUAUAAAAUACACCUGUCCACACACUCAAUUAAACAGACUCCAACCUCUCCACAAUGGCCAAGACCAGAGAGCUGUGUAAGGACAUCAGGGAUAAAAUUGUAGACCUGCACAAGGCUGGGAUGGGCUACAGGACAAUAGGCAAGCAGCUUGGUGAGAAGGCAACAACUGUUGGCGCAAUUAUUAGAAAAUGGAAGAAGUUCAAGAUGACGGUCAAUCACCCUCGGUCUGGGGCUCCAUGCAAGAUCUCACCUCGUGGGGCAUCAAUGAUCAUGAGGAAGGUGAGGGAUCAGCCCAGAACUACACGGCAGGACCUGGUCAAUGACCUGAAGAGAGCUGGGAACCACAGUCUCAAAGAAAACCAUUAGUAACACACUACGCCGUCAUGGAUUAAAAUCCUGCAGCGCACGCAAGGUCCCCCUGCUCAAGCCAGCGCAUGUCCAGGCCCGUCUGAAGUUUGCCAAUGACUGAUGGAUGAUCCAGAGGAGGAAUGGGAGAAGGUCAUGUGGUCUGAUGAGACAAAAAUAGAGCUUUUUGGUCUAAACUCCACUCGCCGUGUUUGGAGGAAGAAGAAGGAUGAGCACAGCCCCAAGAACACCAUCCCAACCGUGAAGCAUGGAGGUGGAAACAUCAUUCUUUGGGGAUGCUUUUCUGCAAAGGGGGCAGGACGACUGAACCGUAUUGAGGGGAGGAUGGAUGGGGCCAUGUAUCACGAGAUCUUGGCCAACAACCUCCUUCCCUCAGUAAGAGCAUUGAAGAUGUGGCUGGGUCUUCCAGCAUGACAACGACCCGAAACACACAGCCAGGGCAACUAAGGAGUGGCUCCGUAAGAAGCAUCUCAAGGUCCUGGAGUGGCCUAGUCAGUCUCCAGACCUGAACCCAAUAGAACAUCUUUGGAGGGAGCUGAAAGUCCGUAUUGCCCAGCGACAGCCCCGAAACCUGAAGGAUCUGGAGACUCCAACACCAUCAUUAAGUUUGCUGACAACACAACAGUGGUCACCGACAACGAUGAGACAGCCUAUAGGGAGGAGGUCAGAGACCUGGCAGUGUGGUGCCAGGACAACAACCUCUCCCUCAAUGUGACCAAGACAAAGGAGCUGAUCAUGGAUUACAGGAAAAGGCGGGCCGAACAGGCCCCCAUUAACAUCGAUGGGGUUGUAGUGGAGCGGAUCAAGAGUUUCAAAUUCACAUCACAUCACCAACGAACUAUCAUGGUCCAAACACACCAAGACAGUCAUGAAGAGGGCACGACAACACCUUUUCCCCCUCAGAAGACUGAAUAGAUUUGGAAUGAGUCCCCAGAUCCUCAAAAAGUUAAAUAGCUGCACCAUCGAGAGCAUCCUGACAGGUUGCAUCACCGCCUGGUAUGGCAACUGCUCAGCAUCUGACCGUAAGGCGCUACAGAGGGUAGUGCAUAUGGCCCAGUACAUCGCUGAGGCCAAGCUUCCUGCCAUCCAGGACCUAUAUACUAGGCGGUGUCAGAGGAAGGCCCAAAAAAUUGUCAAAGACUCCAGUCACCCAUGUCAUACACUGUUCUCUCUGCUACCACACGGCAAGCGGUACCGGAGCGCCAAGUAUAGAACCAAAAGGCUCCUUAACAGGUUCUACCCCCAAGCCAUAAGACUACUGAACAAUUAAUGAAAUGGCCACCUGGACUGUUUACAUUGACUUCCCCUCCAUUUGUUUUUACACUUCUGCUACCCGCUGGCUAUUAUCUAUGUAUAGUCACUUUACCCCUACCUACAUGUACAAAUUACCUCGAAUAACUUGUACCCCUGCACGUUGACUCAGUACCGGUACCCCCUGUAUAUAGCCUCGUUAUUGUUAUUUUAUUGUGUUACUCUUUAUUUCAUUUUUUACUUUAGUUUAUUUAGUAAAUAUUUUCUUAACUCUUUCUUGAACUGCAUUGUUGGUUAAGGGCUUGUAAGUAUGCAGUUCACGGUAAGGUCUACACCUGUUGUAAUCGGCGCAUGUGACAAAUACAAUUUUGAUUUGAUUUAUUCACAUUACUUUAAUAAAAUAUUUCAGUUGUUUUGUAUAUUAUAUGUACAUUUGUUUUAUAUGAUGACUUUAUUAUUUCAUUCCAAGUCAUCAUCUCCUCUCUAUAGAGCUGCUGCCUAUGCUGUCUGACUAAAUCACUAUUUUGUAGUUCUUCAAAGUAAAUAAGGCAUACUUUUAUGACUACUGAAUAAUACCAACUAUCAAUCACUUAGAUUAGAUCAUGUAUUUUCAGGUAGAGAUACUGUACCUCGCGAAGCAAAUGCUCUCUAUCCCUCUCGAUAGCGCGUUCUUCCAUCUCUUCUCUCCCUCUCCGUGAGAGGAGGAGGCAAAGCGAGAGGAUUCACUCUUAAAUCUAUCCAAUAUAAACCCAAUGUGUUUCUAUGGGCUUAUUUUGGACCUAGCUUCUGUCUUUCCGCCUUUGGAACAAUGACUCCCAUUGUUAGGAUGGAGAUAUGAGCAUCUCGUCAUUAUAUACAGAUCUCUGCCCAUACCGACGGACAAGUAGGCAUGCAAUGGAUUAUGGUCCAUUGUAGUUAAUUACCACGUUUUCUGCGCUAAACUAUGUUGAAUAUUGGCCUGUUGGAAACUACAACUCCCUACCACAUCACACAGUUUGGGCUUGAUCUGAUUUCUUUCUAGAGAAAGUGCGUGUUGAGCUCACACAAAAAAAAUGUAAUUCAAAUAAUUGAAACGACUUCGGUCAAUUAGUUGUUUAAAAAACAAAAAAUAAACGAAAUGUUGGUUAAUCGCUCAGCACUACAGGAUAUACAGAUUUCAGAUGGCCUUGAACUCUGUGGUGAGCAUCUUAAAGGAAUAAUCCACUUAAAACCACAAAUUCCUAUGAUUUACAUAGGUUAAAUAACACAAAUAUGUGAGAACAAUAUAUGUUGUGAAAAAAUAUUGUUAUAAUAAGUUCGGAAGCAACAUGUGAAAAUUGUUGUGGAAAUCUGCAGAGCUCAAGUCGACUACAAAACCCACAAUGCAAUGUUCUAUCCAGAAAAGCUGUCUAGCUCACUAGGUAGCUAUCUAGAAAACGUAACUACAAACAAUAAUACCAAAGUCAAUAUCAGCAUGCGAAGUAGUUAGCUAGUUGUAAUUCCCUGAAACAAACUUCACUAUCAAUUUAGGAGUUACAAUAUCACCAUGUUCAACCUGGUAGAGAUUGUGUUUCUAGCAUAAAGCUGUGUGAGUCAGGUUGCUAUGGCAAUGCACAAAGGCCCUGUGAGCCUGCAAGCAGGGAGAGGAGAACACUGUUUUGCGCCAUAAUAGUUGAAGGAAGAAAGGAUAUUAAUCUAAUGGCGCGCUGUGCACUUUGGGGACAUUUGAACAACAUAUAUACUUUGUUGUGACGAUAUAGACAGAUGUAUUUGUUCUAGAAGAGUUUGCCCAUACCAUCUAUUGGCUUAUUUGGCGAUCUGGAGUGCAGGUAAUUGUUUUAAAAGCAUUAUGAAAUGUGAUAGUUUGUUUUCCCCCAUAUCCAGUGACUAGAACCUUAUCAUGAUGACGUAUUACAUCACAUUACAUUUCUAGGGUGGAUUAUCCCUUUAACGUUAUACCAGUACACACACUGCACACCGUUUUUAUGACGUGAUGGUAUAGAAUAUACUAUAUCAUGUCAAAUACAUAGUUCACAUACUUUAAAACAUAUUUUCCUUGGUUUACACUUUUGGGACUAUUCCAUUGGUUCAAUUAUACAGGGCAAACCAAACCCUAAAGGUAUUUCACAUACUGCUACAUACUGUAUAACCAGACUGGUUCCUUUUCAUACAGUUUCACUAGCUUUAUUCCAUAGUCUCAAUCAGCAUACGUCCGAUUAAGACAGACUACUCUUCCUUUGAUAUCAGGUAUUUACUGUAGAUGAGAGAUGAAAUAACAGAGGUUAUGUAUUGAGGCUGUGUUACUUCCCAAUGUAAAGCAUCAUUUAAUAGACUCCUUAUCUCCCUCAGCCCUCUCCAACACAAAAUACUUUCACCUGGGACAAACGACUGGCUUCAGGCCCUUACUCUGAAAACCUCUUCUCUCUCUCUCUCUCCCCAUCUCUCUCUCCCCAUCUCUCUCUCUCUCUCUCUGUGUCUGUCUGUGUGUGUCCAUCUUUAUCUCAUUUUCUUCUUCUCUGCUAUUGGUCAGUUAGUCCUGCUCUUUUUUUCUCCAGUUGGGUGAACUUCCACUUACUGUAUGUGUGGUUGCUUCCCAAAUGGCACUCUAUUCCCCUUUAUAGUGCACUACUUUUGACCAGGACCCAUAGUACACUUUAGGCCUAUAGGGUGCCAUUUGGAAUGCAUACUAUGUUUUACUGAGCUGGUCGACCAAUGAGAAGAGAAGUAUCCUGAGUGGGAGGUGAAAGUGAGACUAUAAAAGAUUGGGACAUGAGGCCACAGAAGUACAGAAUGAGAGAGAGAAGGCAGGACGUUCUCCUGAGACACAGAUGAAAAGCGGCUAAUGUGAUGUAACGGGCACUGAAAGGGCACCAGUCGGCAAGCCAGAGAGAAGACCGGUAAACAAUAUGGUGUAAAGUGAGAACGAAGGAAGAGCCGAAGAGAAUCCCUGAAGUGGAGUGGACGUGACAAGGAUGAAAUGGACAAAGAGGGAGGGAGGGAGCUAGGGGGGACAGAAAGAGAUUGAGUCAGCGAUUCCCCCCUCUUCUCCUCCCACCCUUCUUCCAUCAAGACUUUGAAGUGGGACUUUCACAGCCACAUCGCUCCAAGUUGACUUCGAAAUUGUCCUGAGGACGUCGGGAAAGGCCUUCAAAAUUGGCCACUAGGGGCAACGAUGAGCGAUUUUACCUGGACAGAGGUGGCGGACGGGCGUAAUCCCAUGACUCCAGAUCUGAAGGUCACGUGUUCAAUUUUUUAACCCUAUCCCAAACCUUAACCCUUAAGUUAACCAUUCAGAAUCCCAUGACUCCUGAUCCGAAGGUCACGUGUUUAUUAUUUGUUUUGAUCUGUAUUGUUGUGUGUCACAUAUGUUCUUUGGUGCAAAUAAAUGAAACCUAAAACACUCGUGUAUUUUUUUUUUUUUUUUUUUACCCUUUCCCAAACCUUAACCCUUAACCUAACCCAGCAUUUCCCAAACUCGGUCCUCACUUUUUGGUUUUUGCCCUAACACUACACAGCUGAUUCAAAUAAUCAAAGCUUGAUGAUUAGUUGAUUAUUUGAAUCAGCUGUGUAGUGCUAGGGCAAAAAACUAAAUGUGCACCCCUUGGGGUCCAGAGGACCGAGUUUUGGGAACCCUGACUUAACCAUUCGGACUGACGCAGAGCUGGAGGAGCAAACCAGGGUGUCAAACACUUCAACAUUUGUAAGUCGCUCUGGAUAAGAGCGUCUGCUAAAUGACGUAAAUGUAAAUUUGAGUUUGGAGCAACUUCUAAAUUUGACGUUUGAAGAAGCAUGGAUAAACAUCAGAAUCUGAAGUCAAAUUGGUAAAACCGUGAGAUCUUGUUGGUUUUUCACUGGGCUCUGAUGUCCAGAGAUAGCAGGACAGAGGAGUACAGAGAGCGGGAGAAGGUCUGAAAGGACUCUUUUUUUUGUGUGGGGAUGGAAGCAGGGAGAGAUGAGACGUUUUAGAUUAGCAGACCUUAAGGGUAUUUCAGGACUAACUGAGGACAUUCAAGACUAACUGAGGACAUUCAUUUGACAUAUGUGGGAAUUGUGAUGUGAAUAUAUACUAAUACGUGCCAAAUAUGUAUAGUAUUAUAUCACUAAUACAAAAUAAUGUCCAGGGGAGACAUUGUUUCAUUUCUAAAUGUUUUGGCAUCAACUUUGCUAAGCACUACCUAGAGAAGGAAACAGACUGUGAAGUUAAGAUGUGUCAUCCAAUGUGUGCCUGGCCAGACUCAGUCAUGCUGUCAGUCAUGUGGUCUCCCUCUGGUUCUAUUUGCUUGUCAGAAACUGGCGUUUCACUUCUUUUAUGACAGAGACAUGGCCACAUCAUGUUAGUUAGGCAGUUAGAGCUUCUGUUCUGGAAAUUCACCUGGGAAUCCACCUUAGGCAUCGGGGACAGAAAUACCGACUCUAUGUGUUUCGUGAGCAUGGGACCUUUGUUCCUGAUUUAAUGUUCCUGUGUGUGUGUGUGUGUGUGUGUGUGUCUGGAAUCCCCCCUAUCUCCCUCCCCAGUGCUGUGUCUCCUCUGACUCAGAUAAAGAAUGCACUGCCGUUGCUGUACUCAGUAUGCAAAAACACAACCCAUUCACAGUGCUAGACACACACAGUACACACACAAACACACGUGUGCGCACACAUAUGCACACACACAGGGGCACUCAAACACACACACACACAUGCACACAGACACACUCAAACACACACACUCAUAGUAGGAUUUCUCCCUUUUUGUCUGAUGGUAAAGGAUGGUACCCACCAGUGACCAAUAAACAGAGAGUGACUCGUUUAGACAUGAAGGUACACAGUUACAGGCAGAAGCCAAGCAGCUCAGGUACGUACAACUCAUUACCACACCUGGCUCUACGUGAUUUAUUCCAAACUACCAGGGGUACUGAGAAAUGCUGUCUCUGAAUAGAAGAACAGUUAUGAUAUGAAUCAAUAUGAGUCAUAUUCUGCUUUUAAACUGAGUAUAUGAGUGCUGAACUUACAUAAGGUGCAGAAAAGGCCUGUUGGAUCUUUCUUUCAUCAACUGAAACUAGUCUAAAGGCAGUUGACAGUUGAUGAGAAUUUACCUUCUCUUUUAUAUGUGUUGUGUGUGUGUGUGUGUGUGUGUGUGAUGGGGUUGCUGCUUCUCUCAGAGGCCCCCUGACAGUUCCUGCCAGUGAGUCCCACCUCCACCCCUCCACCAUCCCCCCCUGAGUGAAAGGGGGACUCAGGGACCACCCAUCAGGUGGCGCAGAGGUGCAGAUUAGGUUGACCCUGGGAGUAGCUGGGGGUCCCCUGGGGGUCUGAUGUUUUGUUGAUUGUUUUAUAUUGACCUCAGCCUCCUGACACCUGAUUGUCUGUCUCUGAGUGACAAGCCGAUGUGUAAAGCUGUAGAGUUAAGCUGACGGCUUCCAUCAAAUUGAGGAUUAUCAACCUUUUGCUUUUCUCAUAAGCACAUGUAUAAGGAGCACAUUGAGGGGGAAAUGUUAUAUAUUUUGGCCCCUAAAUCAAAAGUAUUGACAUCUUGUCCCCCCACACCAGACCUAAGCCCUAAUGGUCUAUUUCCUCAAAGCAUAUUUAUAACAAUAUAGCACCUCAUUAUUAUAAUGUAUUUGGCCUGUGGGGGUUUCCCUGAUUGUCCGUCCUUUCAUACCAAGGCCAGUCAUUGUAAUGGGAAUCAGACUGAUUGGAUUGUCCCAUGAAAGCCAUUAAGCUAGGUCUCCUUCUCAGGCACGUACACACACACACACACACACACACACACACACACACACGUACACACACACACACACACACACACACACGUACACACACGUACACACACACACACACGUACACACACACACACGUACACACACACACAAAUGCUCUCAGAGAUGCUUCAGGGAUAAUUUAUUCAGACUGAUUGUUGUUACAUAUUUGCAGCUACCAAAAUAAACUGUGGCCGUUGUAAUACCCAGGGUAAAGAGACAUACAGUACCAGUCAAAAGUUUGGACACACCUACUCAUUCAAGGGUUUUUCUUUAAUUUUAACUAUUUUCUACAUUGUAGAAUAAUAGUGAAGACAUCAAAACUAUGAAAUAACACAUAUGGAAUCAUGUAGUAACCAAAAAAGUGUUAAACAAAUCAAAAUAUAUUUGAGAUUUGAGAUUCUUCAAAUAGCCACCCUUUGCCUUGAUUACAGCUUUGCACACUCUUGGCAUUCUCUCAACCAACUUCACCUGGAAUGCUUUUCCAACAGUAUUGAAGGAGUUCCCACAUGUGCUUAGCACUUGUUGGCUGCUUUUCCUUCACUCUGCCGUCCGACUCAUCCCAAACCAUCUCAAUUGGGUUGUGGUCGGGGGAUUGUGGAGGCCAGGUCAUCUGAUGCAGCACUCCAUCACCCUCCUUCUUGGUAAAAUAGUCCUUACACAGCCUGGAGGUGUGUUGGGUGAUUGUCCUGUUGAAAAACAAAUGCUAGUCCCACUAAGCCCAAACCAGAUGGGAUGGCGUAUCGCUGCAGAAUGCUGUGGUAGCCAUGCAGGUUAAGUGUGCCUUGUACUGUAUCAGUCCCAUUUCCCCCUCUGCCUGGGCCCGUGACUUACCUUCUGCUUCUUCUCACUGAGGUCAAUGGUGUAUGAAGAUCCCCACAGGGUUGAAUCCUCAGGGUAAAUUAGACAGAUAAAAUCGUGUAGUUGAGGGUCAUAUCAUAACUCUUUCGUAACUCAUUAACAGCCCUCCACCACAUAAAAAUUAAGUUGGUCAAAAUGUCUAAUUAAGUUGGUCAUAGUGGUCCAUGAUGCACACAUGAAGGGUCUACAUGUAUGAAUUAUAUGCAGUCAAAGUAAAGUCAAAUCUAUUUUCCCAUUCAUGAAGCAUUUAUAGCCAAGCACUUUAUAUUAAUUAACUGUGCAGUUUGCCACUCUGAUCUAGAACACCAAUAUUAAAGGUCUAUGUAUGAAUUCUAUGCAGUCAAUGUAAUGUCAUUUCUAUUUUCCCAUUCAUAAAGCAUUCAUAAAUCAUUUAUAAAUCAUUUAUAAAGCAUGCUUCACUUACUAAAAAGAAUAGACACAACACAGAAUGUUAAAGCCAGGAAAUAUUAAACAUUUUAUUAACAUUUUCCAGAUGUAGCACAGAAAACAAUUGCUGAGGACAUCAUCGCCGAAGAAUCCUACUAUUGA